Molecule: messenger RNA, 1629 nt
Organism: Siniperca chuatsi (mandarin fish)
Lineage: Eukaryota; Metazoa; Chordata; Actinopteri; Centrarchiformes; Sinipercidae
Gene: atraid
Product: all-trans retinoic acid-induced differentiation factor
Exons: 7
Coding region: 64-744 (226 amino acids)
Biological process (GO): positive regulation of osteoblast differentiation
Cellular component (GO): intracellular membrane-bounded organelle
Source: RefSeq, a predicted model, not a curated record
UGUUGGAUCAGCUUCCUGUCACAUGUCCUCUACAGUACAAUCAUAUGACUUCAGUCGAUAAAAAUGAAAGCUGGGUGCAGCCAGCUGAAACCUGUAGUCCUUAUUUUGAUCUUUAAUCUAUGUUUUUAUGACAGUCAUCAACUGACUGAGCUGCAGGUAUGUGAGCUCUGCAGCGGUACAGUCCUAAAUGGCACCGCAGUGGGCCGGUUUUGCUCCUCAUCUGUUGGUCGGAUAGACGGGCGCUGCUGCUUGAGAGAUGACAACACAAUCAUCGGGUUGGAUCUGUCCAAUUGUUCUCUAACUGACGUGGAGGAUCUUCAGGGAGCAUCAACAUCAUUAAUGAUAGACCUCUCACUCAAUCCCAUUGUCAACAUCAGUGACACAGCAUUUCAAGGAUUUAUGGAGUUAAAUUACAUGAUUUUACCACAAGACAUAGUUUGUCCAGGAGGCAACGCCUCUUGGGAAAAGGUGGAGGUCAAAGAGGGAAACUGUCUUUGUGAAGGCCAGAAAGAUAUGUGCAAUCAGAGUGGACAGCUGUCCAUUAACUGCCCGGAGAACUCCCUCUGCGCCCCCUAUGGCCCUGGCUUCUUUGAGUGCAGCUGUGCUGACAACUAUCAUGGAUACAAGUGCCUGCGGGAGGGGGAGUUCCCAGCUCUCCAGGUGUUUGGGCCUCUUGGAGCAUCUAUGGUUGUGAUCUCUUUCCUGCUGUGGGUCACCCAGAGACGUAAGGCCAAGUCACUCUGAGGCUGAACUGCAGCCGACUUCUUUAUCUGCAAUGACGUACUGAGCUGAAAUUGACUAUUCUGAAAGGGAAAAUGCUGACACAAAGUCUGAGGUGAACCCAGGCUUCUUUUAAACAUUGUUUUAUUUUAUUUAACACUGUUGUGGAGCAGCUAUAUUUUAUCCAGGGAUUUUUUUUGACUGGAUCAUCAGUGCAAUUUUUAAAAAGAAAAUUUGCUUGAACACAAGUUGCUCCUAGUUUUAAAUUGUUUAAAAUGUUAUGGCAAUAAUACCACUGUUAACACUUUAAUUCUAUUUUUAAAAUGUAGCUGACUGACAUGAGAUAUUAAUGAAGAGGUUGUGUUUAAGCAAAUUCUGAAGAUUUGCGCGCUGUUAACUGUGCCAAACAUGUACUGAAUGUAUAGGAGUUUACACAAUGAAACUACAUGUCCUUAAGCAUAUUUGAGGAAAUUUGUAAAGUUUGGCAAAUUGUUUACUGCAUGUUGAACAUGUACUUUACCCAGGGCAAAAACCAAGUCAAUGUCACUAUAUGAAUCAUGUGAACCAUCAAAACGAAAGAAAAAGAAAUGCUAUGUGCUUUAAUACACGUUCAGUAUUAGAAAUUAUAUAUAAAAAGUGAGACAUUGAGUUAAACUACUACAGUAUGUUAUGUAGGUGUCACCUGCUGUUACCACAUCUUGCAUGUUUCCACUCCAAGAUGAAACAAGACUGAAAAUGUUGCGUGCCUGCUGUUGAGUUACACGCUAGAAUCUGCUAAAAUUUGUCCUUGUCAUUGUGUCCUUUGUUCAUCAGUGACAUGGUAACUUGGAAAUCAAUGUUGAUGGGCAAGUAGUUUUGAUGCACCUUCUCAAUGAGAUUCAAGGUUCUAAUAAAAUAUACAAAACAAAA